AUGCCUCCGACCUCCAACCUAUGGGGCGCAUGCCGCUCCAUCGCUAUUCGAUCAAGACGGCCGGCACAGUCGCAGCGACCCGCAAUUACAGCACUUGCACGACAGCUCUCCACAGACCCAAGAGUGCCUCGUUCGAGCGGCAUUCCCAACAUACCCGGUGCUGCUGAAGGAGCGACUCCUGGUCAAUCAAGCGACCUUCCUAUACCACCAUCACGAGGUCCGAUUAGAGAGGAGGAUGUGCAGAUGCGGGAACCGACGCCCGUCGAGGAGGCUUUGGCGCAGCUGGAGCUCACGGCGAACGGCCUGAACCCUUUCGACAAGCGCUCUGGCGGGUUCAAGUUCGAGACGCCAGAGAUACCGCAAGGCAAGCUUCACGAGACGAAAUUCCACAUGCAGCACCGCUACGAGGAGGGUAUAAUACAGCUUACCAAGCUGCUCAUGCGCGAUGGCAAGCUGAGCAAGGCACAAAGGGAUAUGGCCAUGAUCCUCAACUACCUGCGAACAUCACCCGCCCCGAAGAUCAACCCCCAACGACCGCUCCUGCCUGGGUCUCCUCCAGCAGAGCACCUCCCACUGAACCCGAACCUCUACCUGAUGUUGGCUGUUGACUCGGUGGCACCGCUGAUCCGGAUCCGCGGCUUCACGGGCCUGGCGGGUGGUGGUAAGGCGCUGGAAGUGCCGGUGCCAAUCUCGCGAAGGGCGCGGCGGAGGACUGCGUUCACGUGGAUCAUGGACGUGGUGGAGAAGAAGACGUCGAACGGUUCGGGCAAGAAGAUGCUGGCGCACAGGAUUGGCGAGGAGAUCGUGGCGGUGAUCGAGGGCAAGAGCAGUGUGUGGGAUAAGAGGAACCAGCUGCACAAGUUGGGCACGAGUGUCCGGGCGAAUCUUAGCUCGCCAGCCCUGAUGAAGAGGAGGGUCGGCUAG
Messenger RNA from Diaporthe amygdali, 924 nucleotides. RefSeq lists its product as uncharacterized. Gene Ontology annotation, cellular component: ribosome. Lineage: Eukaryota; Fungi; Ascomycota; Sordariomycetes; Diaporthales; Diaporthaceae. The record is from RefSeq and is a predicted model, not a curated record. Gene Ontology annotation, molecular function: mRNA binding; rRNA binding; structural constituent of ribosome. Gene Ontology annotation, biological process: ribosomal small subunit assembly; translation. The transcript is spliced from 2 exons. Bases 1 to 924 code for a protein of 307 amino acids.